Cladocopium goreaui is the source of this 2316-nucleotide messenger RNA. The record is from the annotation of a GenBank genome assembly. Lineage: Eukaryota; Dinophyceae; Suessiales; Symbiodiniaceae.
AUGGCCAAUAUGGUGUCAGAUGCAGAGCUGGCAGCGCUGAUGGCCCCAUUUCCAACUUGUACCUUGGGAUGGUUCUGCUUGGGUUUUCAUACCAAUGCAGCGCCAGGGCGUGCGCCGGCAAUUGCCCGCCUGCUCGAUGCUGCGCACUUGCUGCCGCCCAAUACUUCUGCGACUACAGUGUCUCAUGUUUUGGCCCGUUUGCUAUCUGCAGUGCCACACCUCCUCACACUGAAGAUGCCAAGGUCCAUUGCUACAUACACGCCGGUUCUCGCAGCCCAGCAACCCGAGAUGCUCAUGAACGUCCUGGAGUUUGUGCCCUGCUCCGGCCCUUCUACGUGCGCUUGCGGGAGGCCUUUGGUUUUGUGGCGACAAGUCCAAGCCCACUGCUUCACCUUUGCGCGGGGCUUGGUUGCAGCACAAGUGCUUUUUCUACGGUGCUUCCCAUGUUCUGCAGUAUAUGGUCCGAGCCCCAAGAUCAGCCCAAACAAAACAUCCACCCAGCGCCGCUGCUCAGGUGGCUCCUGGAGAUGGGACGAUGUGCCCGAAAACAGUCGUUUUCCUGACGGCUUUCACCGGCCUCGCCAUAUGCAACCAGACCGUGCAGAUGCACGGUGGUUUUUUGUAACUCCAAGUGUGUGUUGGGAGAUCCAUUUCUUGCGUUUCAUCUUCGGAUGCAUGGCUCGUGGUGGCUUGAGUGCUUCGGCUUUCUAUGACAUUUAUGUCUCCUUUUGGUCCACCGGCAUGCAUGGAACUAUGUUUGCCGCGCGGGAACACUUUGUCCAGAAGCUCCUCUUCGCAAUUUUGGUGCAUCAGUCCAUGCUCCUGCUUGAAGCUUCCGAUGCUGAAGCCUUGUCAGGCUUUCAGUGGCAUUUGCGUCCUCAUCAUCAAGCCACAGACUUUCAACCUUUGUUGCGCAAACUCCGCGCAGGUUUUGAUUCUCUGAGUAUGCAACAUGUGUGCCCUUUAUUUGACAAAGUUCCUGCAUGUGUGAUAGACGGUAAAUGGUCCAUCCAGACACCUGUGUGCAACGAUCGUACCUCUGGACUCGUAUGGGAUCCCCAGCUUUGCCUCGGCUAUUUUGGCGGCUGCUGUUCUCGGCCAGCGCCUGGAUCCAAAUAUUGCCGAUUGCAUGGUGAAUGUCCAAUAGCGCCAGAAGAUUCUGGCAUCCAAAAGCACCGGGAGAAGCAAACCCAUGACAGUCUUUCCUUGCAGUACCUCUUUCAAGGUGCUUGGGUUGAUGCUGCUGCAGUACCUGUGGAGAAUCUGCGCGCAUAUGAGCUGACCUUGCUGCGACCAAGAGCGCGCGAAACUUUGAUCGAUGAGCCUGACAGUUGUCACAAGGACGACCGCAAAGGCAUCUCUGAGACCCGUGUCGCCCGCAAGUCCAACGGCAUCUUGGUGGCCGUAUCGCCCUGCCUGCAAAUUAUGGCCAUCCGUCCUAUGUAUGCGUCAGAGUCUGUGACCCAAGUCGUGUUGUUGGUGCAACAUUUGCUCACCCUGUUCACUGCCUUGGCCUUUAUCAUCUACGACAAUGCUUGUGGAGCUGCGCGCACCGUGCGCAAGCGCGUGCGGGAUGGGGGACUACCUGUCGCAGUCCAGCAAGCUUGGCAACGCUUAGCCGCUUUGAACUGGGUGGUUGACAGGCUGCACCUGCGAUACCAUUCUGCUUGCCGGCAACCAUCCAGCCCUUGGUUUGUUCCUGCUGUUGAUCCAGCUGCGCAUCCUGACCUCCAUGGCAUUGACACUGAGGCUGCUGAGCAAGUCUUUCAUAUUGCUAGCCGCUGGCAGAUUGUCCUUUCUUAUGCUGCGCCUACGCACCAAGAACUUUUUCUGUUGCUCUUUGCUCGUGAGCACAAUGUGCGGCACAGUUGUGCGAAGGCUUGGACCACAUACUGCCAGGCCCAGCUUCGUCCAUCCGCUGCACCCCUGCUAGCUGCAAGCUCCAGUGGUGCUCACGGAGACGGCGCCUGCAGCGUGCCAAAACCAGUCAAAAAAAGAAAGCGCCAACCCACCGUCCAUUGUCAAGAGGAACCAGCUGCAAGUACGGAGACUUUAGCGCAGCCGUCCGAGAAACAGAAAAGUGACGCGGAAUUGCAACUCACCUCCGCUUCUCCCGAUGACCAAGUGGUCGUGAACCACAAUAGCUCCACAGUGCAUGCAAUCUCCGACAUCAGCACUGUGGAGACACGCUGCGGUUGGCGCUUUGACGCCACGGGGCAGAGGCCGCAGCGAGCCAAAGUGCUCAAGGAUGCGACGUUGUUUUGCUGCGGCUCUUGUUUCGCUGCACGAGUUCCUUUCCUGCGGCCUCGACCAUGA